[Candida] anglica is the source of this 2090-nucleotide messenger RNA. NCBI's taxonomy places the organism in Eukaryota, Fungi, Ascomycota, Pichiomycetes, Serinales, Debaryomycetaceae. The record is from the annotation of a GenBank genome assembly.
CAGAAGAAGCAAAUAUAAUAAAACCCCCUGCUAUCGAAAUAUCUUAACUUUAGAGUGACAAAUCAUAGUAAUUGAAACACGUUGUUAAUCAUUUAAGUUGCAUAAUAAUCCGAUUCCUGUACAAAACGUACAUGAAUUUCAUCCCACCGGCUGAUCUUGAUCUGGACUCUGUACAACAACUCACUUCAAGUUUAUUCGAAAAAGGUUAUAUGAUGCCGGUAAACGGAACGAGGGACUCCAUAUCUACAGACCCUGGAAGGUCUGGGAUAUCAGAAUCAAUUGAUAGGCCAGAAAAUCCAAAUACGGGGGUGCUGCAAGAUGAUGGAGACAAUGCAAGCGGUUCCCAUGUCACAAGAAGACAAUCUAUUCGUCCAUCUGAUCGUACAGUCUCGGAAUCUGUAGUGCCUCUUUAUAAUUCUAUUAUUCAAAACAUUCCUGAAUCAUUACCUACAACUCCAGGUUAUGAGGUCACUCAGAAAAUGUUUGAACAAGAUAUGACUUCCAGCUUGCCAACGCAGAGACCAAAUUUGUAUAGAAAGGAUACUCAACAAGCGGAAUUGGGGAAUAGUUGGUCAGCUGAUUUGGGAGGAGCUAUUACCAGACUACUUACUAAUCAAAGAGAUAUUGGAUCUAUCAGAGAAAAUGAUAAUGAGAGACUGGUUAUAGAAGUAGAGUCAGAACCUGUCGAUGAAACUACCCCUGUAAUGACAUUUAGAAACCCACCAAAGAACCUUUGGAGGGUUUGUGCAUGUUGUAUUUGGGCAUUCACUAAUGGGUUUUCCGACGGUACUCCGGGUGCUCUUUUACCAUUUAUCGAAGAGUAUUAUAAUGUAUCAUAUUCCGUGGUAUCACUUAUUUGGAUGUCCAAUGCUGUGGGAUUUAUUAUGGUGGCUCUUUUCUCUCAUAAGAUUGAGCCUUGGUUUACUAAACGUCAAGCACUUACCCUCGGAUGCGUAUUUUCCACUAUUAUGUUUGCCUUUGUUCUGACGGGGUAUAAAUUCCCGUUAAUUGUAUGUGGGUUUUUCUUUGGAGGUGUUGGUGUAGCCACAUGUUUAUCCCAAAUGAAUGUCUUUAUGACAAGAUUAGAAAAGUCCUCGACGGCAUUGGGGUAUUUCCAUGGGGUUUAUGGGUUGGGGGCAACAGUAUCACCAUUGAUUGGUACAUCCUUCAUCAAUAAUGAUAUCCCUUGGCAUUAUUUUUAUUUAAUUCUAGUCGGUUUACUGUUGACCAAUGCAAUUAAUAUUUGGUUUUCAUUUGAAGGUUCAGAUGAAGACUUGGCUCCAUGGGAUAAUAAAGAAGAUGUACUGACCGAAACAGUGGUGAAAGAAGAAGAAGAAGCAAUUAAUACAGGACAUGAAGAAACCGUCAUAGGAUUAACCAAUCUCGGCAGAGGAGGGAAAUCUAAAACUUCUCGUCAAGGUCCACAUGCACCAGCGGUUCCACAUGGGGACAUGGCUGCAGCUUUAAGUAACCGUAUUACAUGGCUUAUAUCCUUCUUCGUUUUAUUUUACCAAGGAUCGGAAGUCUCUAUGGGUGGUUGGAUUGUUACGUAUUUACUCAAUUACCGUCAUGGUAACCCCAAAAGUGUUGGUUAUGUUGCAUCGGGGUUCUGGUUAGGGCUCACUUUAGGUCGUCUUGCACUCACUAGACCUUUCCACAAGUAUGUUGGUGCUAGAAGAGGAAUCAUCAUUAUGUCGGUUUUAUCCAUCCUUUUUGUUGUCUUAACUUGGGCUAUUCCUAGUGUUAUUACUGCUGGGGUAUUUGUAUCGCUUGCCGGAGUUUUCAUUGGCCCCACAUAUCCUCUAAUGAUCUCAUUAGCUGCCAGAAUGCUUCCAAGAAAGAUUCAAGUUGUUUCCCUUACAAUCAUGACAGCAUUUGGCUCUUCUGGUGGUGCAAUUUUCCCUUUUUUUGUUGGACUUAUAUCCCAAUUUGCUGGAGCUUUUGUAGUUCUUCCAAUCUUCAUUGGACUAUAUACAUUGAUGCUUAUCAUUUGGAUUUGUUUACCAAAUGUUGAAGGUAGAGAAAGGUAUGAUGGUAAAAUGACUUGGUGGCAAAGAAUUUGGUAAAUUUUAUUUAAUUAAUUAAUCUAU